CCCGCAGCAGCCCCUGCUCGGCCGGGCCUGGACAAACAGAAGGGAUCGCAGGGAAGCGCGAUGCCGCCGGCCAUUCCAGGGGGGUGUUGGGAUUAUUUUCGCCUUCCCGUUUCCCCGCCCGCAGCGCGGUGCCGAGCGGCGCCGCGCCGGGGCGGAAGUGUCGGGGCCGAGGCCGGCGGUGAGGAGGGUGCUGAAGAUGGCAGGCGGCUCCACUCCUUGGAUUGGCAGCGCUUAUCUCUUCCUUCAAUCAACCUGCAAGACCAUCGCUCUGCCAGCCCUCUACGAGAGCUCCCAGAAGAAGCCUUGUGUGUUCAAGGCCCUGAAGCUGGCAUUAGCAGACUCCACCGGCAGCGUGAACGGCGUGGACAUGCUCAAGGUGCACUGCAGCCACCCGCACCUGAUAGUGCAGCUCAGGUUCUGCAGGCGGGAGAACUGCCGCCGCUUCCUGCGGAGCUACCGGGACGGAGCGCUCCAGAAAUCCCUGCAGAGCCACCUCCAGCUCUCCUUGGCCACCACCACGGUGCCUCUCGAGGUGGAGCUGAAGGCUGGCAGUGAGCACCUUGACAAGAUGCUGAAGGAUGAGGAUCAUUGCCUGGAGUGCAUCUACAGAGAAAAGCCUGACCGCCUGCCAGAUGAGGAGAUCACUGAGCUGGAGAAAGACCUCAAGAGCCUGAUGCUUCACCAGAGCACCAACAACAAUGUGGCUGGAAAAGACUGCUCCUCUCUGAAGACCCUGUCUUGGCCUUAUCCUCCUCAAGGCAGCUCCCUUCCCACACAGCUCACCUUCGUCUUUCAGGGACAACAGUUUGACAACAGAACAAUCACCCCAGACGACCACCAGAAGUUUGCCAAGUCUGUGUCCAAGAAGUGGAAGCAAGUGGGCCGCUCCCUGCAGAGGUCGUGCCGGGCCCUGCGGGACCCUGCCAUUGACAACCUGGCGCUGGAGUACGAGCGGGAGGGGCUCUAUGAGCAGGCCUACCAGCUGCUGCUCAGGUUCAUCCAGUCCGAGGGCAAGCGGGCCACCAUAGCGCGGCUGAUCGCAGCCCUGGAGGAGAACGGCCUCGUCAGCCUGGCUGAGGAGCUCCUGGGCCUCCCUUCCAGUGAGGACUGCUCCUAGAGCCCACAGGACAGUGCCAUUGCUAAGGGCUUUCUGCUUCAGCUGCUGUAGGAAACGGCUGCCGGUGUCUGGGAAUGCAAAGUCCUGAAUAUCACCCCAGGUUUCCAUCCAGGUGGAAAUGCUCAGGGGAGAGGUUCUGAGUCUGCAGAAGCCAGCAUGGACCUCUGACUUGGCUUAUUUCAUUGUGUUUCCAGAAAUAGAGCACUACCUUCCUGUGAACUGGUGAGAGGCUUUCACCCUGACUUCCUUCAGGGCUGUGACAGGGAGGCAGCCAGAGAGCCCUAGGGGAGAAUGAGGGAGAGGAGAAAAGCAAGCAAGGCUUCUCACAGAAUUUCUCUGGGAAGCAGACAAUGCCACUGCUUCUCCGGCUGUGUCCAGGGCCAUCACCUGGAGAGCUGCAAUAUAUUUUUAUAUUGAAAACAUUUUUGCCCUCAGCCAUGACAUCAAGUAAAGACAAAGGGCAAAGUGUCAAUUUUCCAUUAUUUUCCUUCUUUGAAGAACGAAGAACAUCCAUAAAGAGUAUCUGUUCUGCCCUGCUCUAUUAUAUCUCCUUCCCACCUCUCACCACCUGAAGGCUUUCCUUCUAGCUGGGACAGCCAUAAUCUUCCACAAGGCAAAAGAUUGCUGCUGUACAACAAAUGACAGGCACUGAACAAACAAUAUAGACAAACUCAAAUUCAGACAAUGAUUGUCAACAUUUUCUCAUCUGUGGUAGACAGUAAUAUGUUAAUUAGCUCUUGCCUGCCAGCCUGAGGGAGCCUGCAGCUGUGGAAAGUAAAGCACAAUGCUGGAAGGAAAAGAGUCACCUCAUCAGCAAGUUACCUGUGGAGCAUGGAUUGGAACUCUGCCCUCAGGUGCAUUGCAGCAUCAAAUGCCAUCCUCAGACCACAGAGCUGAGCAAUCACCAGAGCCAGCUGGCUGCUCGUGCCUUCACUCAAUCCAAACCACCCACCCUGAGCCCCCCCGGAGGGGCCAGCUCACCCUGCUGUGUCCCACAGGUGUCAGGAUCCACAGAGAGCCUUUCCCUGGCACCACUGUCACUGUGUGACAAUCAUCAGCUGCCACCGUGCCUGGAUUUACCUGCACUGAUUUUUAGGGUAAAAAGGGUUUAAGAGACAAAUCUCCCAAACCCCAGGGCUGACUCCUGCUUUCAGUUCCUGUGGGAGAAGCUGAGUGUCUCCUGGUAUGGCUGAUGCAGGUUUUCAUUAAUACUUUUCCAUUAAUUAGAUCCCUUUUUGUCCUUCCCAUCUGUGGGAAUAGCCAGUAGGCCGUGGAAAUGUUUCCAGAUGCAGAGGGGGACUCUGGCCACACACACAAAAUCUGUGCAUGUGAAUAUCAGGCUGCUAGCAGUCAUGGUAGGAACAACUCUGAAUCAGGGCCUGAUGGCCUUUAACCCAUAACUCACAUCUUGCUCCUUCCCUGGAGUCAAAGCUGUAAUUCUUAAGGAGGAGCAUAAUCCCAGAUUCAGGUGUUGGCUCAGAUCCAAGCUCCUGGGGCUGGAGACGUUCCUGUACCUUCUGCUGGAACAGCUGAGCAUCAGUCACUGGAGACCUGGAUGGGCAGGAUUCAGAUGGCCUGCUUCGAGCCUGCUGGGACCCACAUGCCUCAGAUAAGCUGAGUAUCACAGCCUUAGUGUAAGCUAGAGAAACAUGACUGGUUUUCUGCAGAUUUUGAACCCCCAACGUUACAUAUAGAGCCAGAAAAGGAAAGGAAAGGGGUUAAAUAUGGAAAGAAGGUUUUCAGGGUGUGAGUGAAUCUGCUUCCAUCUUGUCCCAUCUUGUCCCAAGCUUCCAGGGAAGCAGGACUUCAUGCAGGCACUAUCUCUGCAAAGACUGUGGAUCCAUCACCUUUUAUUGUUUUAUAUCAGUGCCAUUGCAGUUUCAUCUCCUCCAUUCCUGCUCCACAUCCCACCCUCUCCCUUCCAGUAGUACCAGUGCUCUUCCCAAAAUGAAGCAUACGUCUCUGAUAGUUUUGCUUUUGGGACCAACUCAGUGGUGCUGAUCUUAGCUAAUUUAGGCUGCUGUGGAACCAUACCUCAAAGCAUUUAGCUUUCCUGCCAAAUUCCAGCCACGGAACUCUGUUUGGCAAAAAUCCACUUGACAAAUUGUAUUUUUAAAAAAUCAGAAACUUGAAAAUUACUUUAAGAGCAAGAGAGUUUGCUCUUCAUUUUGCAGAAAUUAUUUUCUUAAGGAAACAAGGUCAUAAGCAUAGCCUGCUGUCUCAUUUACAAUAUUUCUAAGCUCUCAGACCAGCUAUUCAUGUGCACAACUUGCACAUAUAGUUAUAAAGCAGCCAUUGAGUAGUGAGAGUUACUGGUUUCUGUACCAGCUGUUAAUGUUCAAAAUCAGAAAGUCUUAUUAUUCAGCAUCUACCUUAAGUCUAGAAAACUUUUUUGCUGCUGUUACUCUUUUACAGAGGACUAACCAUGAAUGCUUUCUUCUGAAUGCAAGCGCUGUGCAUUUUCUUUCUGCCAGUAACUGGCGUGUGGAUUUCCUCUUACUCACACAUUCCCUGUCAGAAGUGCCAUUAAGUGUUGGAGCCCCUGGCAACCCUUCUGGAAUAUCUUAAUCUCUAACAGCAUUCACAGGUGCCUUAUUGCAGAGACUUGAAGGAACAGGUUUUUUUCAGUGAUAUUCCAUGGUGAAAUUGUCUGGAGCACAUGGCAUGGUUUAGGACAUGGCAGUGGCUGUUUCAUACCUCCUUUCCCAUCACUAGUCAUCAUCAUGGUGGGAGAUAAGCCACGGGCAGUGUUGCUGCUGGAGAAAUUUGCCUUAUACCAGUAACUGCUCUUCUCCAUAUACUGAGAUGUAUCUGUGAAAAAUAAAAAUUCUGUGGUGAUGGUAGUGUUUCAGUAUCAAGCACAAUAUUAAAAGCAAGUAAAGGUGCUAAUCAGUUGCAUAUAAAAUCUAAAACAGAAAAAAACAUAAAACAGGCAGCAGAAAUCAGGCCAAAAUGUGCUUACAGGAAGAGAUCCAAGAGGGCUUUUUUUUCUGGUACAGAUUGUUUUUGUAGUUUUAACCAUGUUUCAGAUUUGAAGGAGUCUCCAUUCAGUCUGCCAGAAGGAAUAAAAGAUGCAUCCAAAGGAGAAUCUGAAUGAUUUGUUUUGGCAUAGCUGACCUACAGUGUUCAAACAGAUGAUAACAAAAAGGAGAGUGAAGUUAAAAUGCUCACCAGAUCUACUUUGACAUGAGGCAUCUGAUAGAAGCAAACCUGCCAGGAUACUCUAAUACAAAAUGGUCUCAAAGGAAAAGAUCUGCUUAUUUUGCCAUUCAUUUCAAAGCCAGGACAGCACUGAGGAGCUGUCCUGCUGUCUGGGGCAGUGUCUCCCCUCUGCUGUUCCCAAAGGAACCACACCUUGGCAGCUGCCCACAGACUCUGAAACCAGAAGUGAGCAUGGGCAGGAUGAGGAGCCUCAAAUUUGCUUAAAUUGUGCAUUUAUUUUAACUGAAAAUUCUGGUGAACCUCUGGUAUUGUAUCUGGUAUCCUUAAACCACGGAGGUACAAGAAGAGGAAUCAAAAGUGUUUCUUGAGCCUAACCCACAUAUUGGAGUGUGUGCAUGACACUGGUGCUUUACACUGGACAGGAGUCUGGCCAUGUGUCUUCUGUAUGGAGAUGGACUCAAACAGUGAAGCAAUUUAAGGCCUAGACUCAAAAAAUAUGUAUUUUUUCUUAUCUGGAAUCAAUUUUAAACCCAUUGAAAAGGAGCUGGCUGUACAUCUCUGAUAGAAACCUGUAUGAGGUGCGAGGUUAAUAUCUCUUAGUUUUCAGUGGAAAGAUCCCUUGCUGACCUUCUAAUUCCAAAUUCCCAUGAUAUUCAGCAUCAGAUCUGGAUCAGCCAUCUACAGCUAUGGACUGCAGUGCCAGGCAUACUUGGGUCUAGGACAUUCAGCCUCCAAGGAAUUGUCUUUUACAGAAAAAGCUCUUCACCAUUUCACCAUUCUUUUUAAUAAAUAAAUAUAAUUUUUGAUGAAAA
This is a messenger RNA of Prinia subflava (tawny-flanked prinia), 5091 nucleotides long. It is a transcript of the gene TRADD, whose product is annotated as TNFRSF1A associated via death domain. Gene Ontology annotation, biological process: extrinsic apoptotic signaling pathway; positive regulation of canonical NF-kappaB signal transduction. The coding region runs from base 197 to 1117 and encodes 306 amino acids. The transcript has 5 exons. Gene Ontology annotation, molecular function: transmembrane receptor protein tyrosine kinase adaptor activity. The record is from RefSeq and is a predicted model, not a curated record. Gene Ontology annotation, cellular component: tumor necrosis factor receptor superfamily complex. Lineage: Eukaryota; Metazoa; Chordata; Aves; Passeriformes; Cisticolidae.